AUGAAGCCACAUCUCUUAGCUCGAGAUGAACAAAAUCUAGAAGUUGGCGUAGAGGUUUCUGGAAAGGAUGGUUCUUCAGCUUGUCUUGAAGAGGCAAUGAAUAACAUAUCAAGCUUAGGUUCAGCAGGAUCAUCCUCAGAUAACUGCAUGCAGAUGGAAGAAACAAAUGCAGACAAAGAUCCUCUCUGGAAUCCGGACAGUGUCCCAAGAAGAAAGAGAUCAAAGCUUAAACAACACAUUUUGUCACCUGCUGAAAGACUCCAGAGGCAACUUCAUAAGAAUCUCCAGGAACCAGACUUUGAAGAUAUAUCUGACGAUGAGGAAAAUGUUACUCUAAUUUAUGUAAGGAACAAAUACAUUCCUCCUAAUGAGAUUGGUCUUGGAGCUAUGCUGCUUGUAUCACCAACAACUACUACAGAACGCUCGAAGUCUAUCAACAAUGGCAGACGAUAAUGUCUCUUGCUCAAUGAAUGCUUCUAAACAAAAUUCAUCUAAAAGUGAAUUUUGAGAUGCAUGCAUAUGGUUCAAGCUGGUAUGUGAAGCUAAACUCUUAUUGUCUAGCUAGUGCAAUGUUGGUUAAAAACAAUUUCGGCUGUUCCAACUUUACUGGAUGUCCCCAACAGCAAUGCACAACAACUUGGGUGUUUUGAGACCAUCUAGUUUGCCAGUUGUGCAUUUAUUCUGGAUAUUUUAAGUUUCUUCCUUUUUAUUGGAUGGAAUUUUAGACAUGUCAAUUCUGCUUUUUGAUGCCUUUAAUAUGUCAAUUCCAAAGUCUAUCACGCAUGCUUACCU
Solanum dulcamara is the source of this 792-nucleotide messenger RNA. RefSeq lists its product as uncharacterized. Lineage: Eukaryota; Viridiplantae; Streptophyta; Magnoliopsida; Solanales; Solanaceae. The record is from RefSeq and is a predicted model, not a curated record. Bases 1 to 453 code for a protein of 150 amino acids. The transcript is spliced from 2 exons.